Penicillium taxi is the source of this 2769-nucleotide messenger RNA. RefSeq names its product anaphase promoting complex subunit 2. Gene Ontology annotation, biological process: ubiquitin-dependent protein catabolic process. The coding region runs from base 1 to 2769 and encodes 922 amino acids. Gene Ontology annotation, cellular component: anaphase-promoting complex. The record is from RefSeq and is a predicted model, not a curated record. Gene Ontology annotation, molecular function: ubiquitin protein ligase binding. The transcript has 2 exons. Lineage: Eukaryota; Fungi; Ascomycota; Eurotiomycetes; Eurotiales; Aspergillaceae.
AUGUCCACUCCCUCCCUCAAUGCGCGCCGACGUGUGAUUGACUCCGUCUUCUCCCCCGCGUCACUUCUAGCUCAGCCGCCGUCUACAAUUUGGGAACAAGACGAACAGAUUGCCCUCUCAUUUGCAUCAAAUGGCUCCAAUGCUACGAUCAAAUUCGAGUCAUUCUAUGAAUCAGACCUAAAUAGACGCCAAAAAUGGGAUCAGGCUUGGUCUUCAGCAACUGCCUACCUGUCUGUUCCUGAUCGGGGAUUUUUGCCGAUCUUCAAAGCCAGAGGGACUGAUGGAAAUGAACUGCUUAAGGAGUGGAACCGUUUGAGCCCAUUCGGCGAGGAUUCUGAAGCCCUGUCGUAUCUUAUGGCUGUCGAUCGGUCGGCAAGUCCCCCGAAACCUCUGAGUGCAACGUGCCUAUUUUCCUGGUAUGGUGAUGAGAUCCGAAGACAUUUUCUGGUGAAUGUUCGCGAUGGGCUUGUCGAGGUUAUGAGCAACCCCGACAGAGAAGGUCUGCUUCGGACAACUGUGGACUGUCUACAACUGGUUUAUCGGGUCUAUUUGGCACCUGUCGUUCCUCAUCUCUUGCCACUCCUUCCUAGGUCCGAGCAAGAAUCAGGUUUGGCUGGCCUGCAGCGAAGCUUCCACACGUUAGUAUCAAAUACCUUGCCAUGGACACAGAUUUCACCGUUAUUGGCUGGGGAGUUUGCCCAAGAUUCUCUUGUAAUCUUGGGUAUCGAUACCUUGGUCCCUGGCCUUUAUGAACCACUCAUCAACGUGGAUGAGAUGGAAGUGGACCGACAGUGGUCCGUCUCUUACAUCGACUGGAGGCAGGCAAGUGUGGAUGUCCAGGAACGUAUGAUGACUGAGAGCGAGCCUGAUCGUGUCACUAUGGCACGAGAUCGGCUUCUAGCUUUUACAAACAGUCUUCAGCUCGUAGGAUUGGGUCACGACAGAGCACAGAAAGUAUUUGGAAGCGUCAUGAACAUCAUGAUAACAGACUUUGUUCGUGCAGCAUACACCGGUCAAUGGGAAGCGCCAUCUUCAGCUGAGCAACACUUGCGUCAUUGGAUUGAAAAUGUCUUUGGACGUCUCGCGGCGCAGGUUAUGGCUAUGAUACCAUCUCCAGGUACGACAAAUCAACUGUCCGUGGCCCUGGACGUGGGUCAUGGUAAUAUCGAAAAGUUCCAGACGACCGCUAUUGCCCGUCUCGGUCAACUUCGGACUAGUGAACUUUUCGAAGUCAUUGUAGAAUGGCCCGCAAGUUUAGGGGCUGUACAAGAUUUGCGAAACUUCGCGACACACCCAGAAGCCCGGUAUUAUAUCACACAGUCCUUUAUUCAGACUCUAAACCAACGCCUGCUUCACCCUGGCGCUUCGACUGUUGAAAUUUUACAAUUGUACAUUGCAAUAAUCCGUGCCUUUCACGUCUUAGAUCCGAAGGGCGUCCUCAUCGACCGUGUUGCUCGGCCGAUUCGCAGAUACCUGAGAGACCGUGUCGAUACUGCGAAAAUGAUCGUUGGGGGCCUUCUCACGGAGCCACGCGGUACUGAUGGGAAUGACGAACCUACCGCAGCCGACACGCUACCAGAACUGGCGACCGAACUUACCAAAGCACAUGAGCUAUCGCAACAAAAAAUAAGCAGUGGAUCAGACUGGCAUGAUAUGCACUGGAUGCCAGACCCCAUCGAUGCAGCUCCUGGUUAUCGCAAGUCAAAGAGUUUGGAUGUUAUUGACAGCCUGAUCAGCAUUUUCGACUCCAAGGAAGUCUUUGUCAAAGAAUUGCAGACCCUCCUUUGUGACCGUCUGCUCCAGAAUCGGAAGAAUUUCGAUUUAGAGAUUAAGGUGUUGGACCUGCUCAAGGCUCGGUUCGGUGAUUCGGCUUUACAAUCAUGUGAGGUUAUGUUGGGAGAUAUGGAAUACUCCCAACGUGUGAAUAACGACAUACGUUUCGUAGCAGGAUGGGUAAUUCGAGAGCCGACGCUCCGCCAACCGAGGCGCAAAAGCCGUCAUGGUAUUCCAGACCUCCAUUCCAAGAUAUUGUCCCGCUUUUUCUGGCCUGAGAUUCAAGACCAGCCGUACAAGAUCCCCGGCGUGAUUACGGCCCUUCAGGAGCAGUUCAGCAAUAUCUUCGCACGAAAUCAGCCCAAACGCCACUUGGAAUGGCGCAACAGUCUCGGCCAGGCAACCGUUGAGUUGAAGCUCGGCGACCGCACUGUCAUCGAAGAGGUUACGACUUGGCAGGCCACCGUUAUCUAUGCCUUUCACGGUAAAACUGAAGAGCAGGUCACGCGGACCAUCGACUCCCUUGUUGAAGAACUGGAAAUGGCAGCUCCCCUCGUCCGCAGCGCAUGCCUAUUCUGGACGGGCAAGCGCGUCCUCAAGGAAAUUCACCGUGACAUUUUCCGAGUCUUGGAAUUCCUCCCUGCCGAAGGCGAACAAAACGCAGUCGAUGGCAUCGCCAGUUUAUCCGAUGAAGAAGGCGAGGUAGGCGAGGCAGCCAAUGCAGCCGCAGCAGCAGAAGCUGCGGCCGUGGCCGCGGCGAAGGAAACCGCCGAAGCGGCCGCUACGGAGAAGAUGAAUCUUUAUUGGCAGUUUAUUGUCGGCAUGCUGACGAACCAGGGCUCAAUGCCCUUGGAGCGUAUCGUCAUGAUGUUGAAGAUUGUCGUUCCUGGCGGAUUCCCAUUCAGCAAUGAGGAACUGCAAGAGUUUCUUGCUGGUAUGGUGUCUCGUGGUAAGCUGACCAUGGGAGCUGGAGGUAACUACAAGGUUGUGCAUUAA